UAAAGUUGCGCAUGCGCAGUAGACGCGAACCAAGCCUAAAAUCCAAAAUGGCCGGAGCCGAGGGAGACGAUUCUCUGUAUCCUAUUGCUGUUUUAAUCGACGAAUUAAGGAAUGAAGAUGUCCAGUUGCGCUUAAACAGCAUCAAAAAGCUGUCGACUAUUGCCUUGGCCCUGGGCGUCGAAAGGACACGCACAGAGCUCCUACCAUUCCUUACUGACACUAUUUAUGAUGAGGAUGAGGUACUUCUUGCCCUGGCUGAGCAACUGGGGAACUUCACCAUGCUGGUCGGAGGGCCAGAAUAUGUGCACUGCCUCCUGCCACCGCUGGAAAGCCUGGCCACUGUGGAGGAGACGGUGGUUCGAGACAAAGCUGUAGAGUCACUGCGCAAGAUCUCCCAGGAGCACUCGCCUGUAGACCUAGAGGUGCACUUUGAGCCACUGGUGAAACGACUGGCCAGCGGCGACUGGUUCACCUCCCGCACCUCCGCAUGCGGCCUGUUCAGUGUCUGCUACCCACGUGUCUCCAGCACCGUCAAGGCCGAGAUUCGCCAGUACUUCCGCACCCUUUGCUCUGAUGAUACGCCCAUGGUGAGACGUGCUGCUGCUUCCAAACUGGGAGAGUUUGCCAAGGUGUUGGAGCUGGACUAUGUAAAGAAUGACAUCAUCCCACUUUUUACAGCACUGGCAUCUGAUGAGCAGGACUCUGUGCGGCUUCUAGCAGUUGAAGCUUGCGUUAGCAUCGCCACACUGCUGCCUCAGGAAGACUUGGAGGGUCUUGUGAUGCCCACCCUGCGCCAGGCUGCCGAGGAUAAGUCAUGGAGGGUGCGCUACAUGGUAGCAGAUAAGUUCUCUGAGUUGCAAAAAGCAGUGGGUCCAGAAAUCACCAAGAACGACCUCGUCCCAGCAUUUCAGAGUUUACUGAAAGAUUGUGAGGCAGAGGUGCGGGCAGCAGCUGCUAAUAAGGUGAAAGAAUUCUGUGAAAAUUUGCCAGAAGACAGCCGGGAGAAUAUAAUCAUGAAUCAUGUCCUGCCUUGUGUGAAGGAGCUGGUGUCAGACACAAAUCAGCAUGUGAAGUCUGCCCUGGCCUCUGUCAUCAUGGGCCUCUCUACUAUCCUGGGCAAGGACAACACCGUGGAGCAUCUGCUCCCUCUUUUCUUGGCCCAGCUGAAGGACGAGUGUCCUGAAGUGCGUCUGAAUAUCAUCUCCAACCUGGACUGCGUGAACGAGGUGAUAGGCAUUCGCCAGCUUUCUCAGUCCCUUCUGCCUGCUAUUGUGGAAUUAGCGGAAGAUGCCAAAUGGAGGGUCCGUCUGGCCAUCAUCGAAUACAUGCCGCUGCUGGCAGGCCAGCUGGGAGUGGAGUUCUUUGAUGAGAAGCUGAAUUCUCUGUGCAUGGCAUGGCUGGUAGACCAUGUUUACGCAAUCCGGGAGGCGGCCACCUGUAACCUGAUGAAACUGGUGGAGAAGUUUGGAGCAGAAUGGGCUCAGAACACCAUCGUGCCCAAAGUGCUCGGCAUGGCUAAUGACCCCAACUACCUGCACAGGAUGACCACUCUCUUUUGCAUCAAUGCCCUUUCUGAGGCAUGUGGGCAGGAGAUCACCACCAAGCACAUGCUGCCAAUUGUCUUAAAAAUGUCCAACGACCAGGUUGCCAACGUGCGCUUCAACGUAGCCAAAUGCCUACAGAAAAUCGGACCAGUUGUAGACAGCAACUCCCUGCAGACGGAAGUGAAGCCGGUUUUAGAGAAGCUUGCCACAGACCAGGAUAUGGAUGUGAAGUACUUUGCUCAGGAAGCUUUAAGUGUUCUUGCCCUGGCCUGAUGAUCUCUCCUCGGAUUCACCGUAACAACCAUGACGAAGCAAAACUUGUCGCAUUCUAUUUAUUGGUGAAUUUUUUUGAAUGGUUGUGUAUUAACGUCUGUGUAGCUCGUAUUUACUCUCGAAGAUAUUGAAUGAUCAAAGGGUGCACCCAUGUUCGUGCUGUAAAUCUCUGCUUCCACCACAGUGACACUGGAGUUAGGUAAUGCAUGAUGGAUAGCGUGUUCUGGAGUUCUCUCGUAUAAAAAAAGUUCCAAUUGGGCGUGGCUGCAGCGAGGAGAACUCAAAAAUGUGCAGAGCAGAACGACAUAAGGACCAGGAUUAGAUAAAGCAUUUAGCACAGGAACACACUCAUGCAUUUUCAGUAACGUGGUCAGUAAUCUGAUGAUAAAAAAAAACGUACUGACCAUUUUAGUAAUUUAGUCUCGCAUGUUCUGUAGUAAAUUAAUUCUCUGUGAGUAAAAUCCUCCCAGCUACCUCUGUCCUCUUUUAAGAGCCGUUUCUUAGCUAAAAUCCAGGACACGUCCACUUUGAAGCCACGCUUUCUCCUUGAUGUGAAAUGCCAGCUGGUUUGUCUUUUUCUUUCUGCGCAUGGUGCUCCACGUUUCAACUCGGGACCAUUGCAUUGUGUGAUUUCUUCUGGGACAGACUUCCUCCUCGUCAGUUUCGCUAGUUAAAUUCGUGUUUUUGUUCGGUGCUCUUUCUUUCAGCCGUCUGAUUCUUACGUGACAGUGAUGCCUAGGAAUGUAUGUAGUUUUUUUUUUUUUGUUGUUUUUAGUUUUGUUUAGGUUUAAAAUGUUCUUUUCCUUCGGUGGAAAUGACCGUUGGGUUUCAGUGUAAAGUGAAAUGUACCUCCCGUAUCGCAGUAAGCAGACGAGAAAGCUCUCUCUCUUGUGCCCGCACUGAGUACGAACAAUCUUCAGAAUGCGAGGCGAAAAUCCCUGUCCAACAUCAGCACUCUGAUUAAACAGCGGGUCAUAAACAUAGCUUAAGCGCAACCUCUGGAAGGCUGUUAAGUUCUUUUAAAGGGGACAGUGGGAAACGGAUGUGCUAUUUUACCAGUUUAAACGACCAUCGCAUCAGAUCCUGAGUAAACUUUUUUUUUUCUCUAAGUAUCAUGAGGAGCCCCUUUUUAAACUAUUUACUGUACUUUUGGAACCAAAUAAAAAUCAAUAAACAUGGAUCCUCUUCAAUUCGA
Silurus meridionalis is the source of this 3012-nucleotide messenger RNA. RefSeq names its product protein phosphatase 2, regulatory subunit A, beta b (gene ppp2r1bb). Gene Ontology annotation, molecular function: protein binding; protein phosphatase regulator activity. Bases 12 to 1817 code for a protein of 601 amino acids. Gene Ontology annotation, cellular component: protein phosphatase type 2A complex; cytoplasm. Lineage: Eukaryota; Metazoa; Chordata; Actinopteri; Siluriformes; Siluridae. The transcript is spliced from 15 exons. Gene Ontology annotation, biological process: protein dephosphorylation. The record is from RefSeq and is a predicted model, not a curated record.